Messenger RNA from Porites evermanni, 17101 nucleotides. NCBI's taxonomy places the organism in Eukaryota, Metazoa, Cnidaria, Anthozoa, Scleractinia, Poritidae. The record is from the annotation of a GenBank genome assembly.
GGCUUUGACAAAUUUCCCUCUCAAAGUUACACUCUCUCUCCAGGGUUUCUCAUUUAUCGUGACGUCACAGUGCUAUACUACAACACGCAAAUAUGGCGACGGACAAGUUGGUGAUGACUACAGUAAUUUUAGCGUUGGAGAGACUUUGUGGAGAUAUCAGUGUUUAAAAGGAGCUAUCUGGAAGAUGUUAAAUGUUCCUUAGAUAGUAGAAAGAAUCGAUGCAUCGUCAGCGAUGUAAAAUUCGUUUUUGGAGAUUCCUUCUUGAGAUUUGAGAAGUGAAGGUUCUGACCCCGCAAUUGAUGUCAGUUUACAAACAUUUCGAGAGAAAUGUUCGGUGUACGUACGUAGAGGAAAAUCGUUUGUGAAAAGAAAAGGUGGUAAAUAUAUUCUCGAGUACGGAAAAAUGGACAAAAUGGACCGACAAGAGCGAUUGGAAAGAACAGCUUCUAUGGCAUACAACAAAGGUUUGAUCAACAAUCCGGGUGAAAAUAAUUGUUUCCUCAAUUCUGCCGUUCAGGUAAGCAAGUUACCUUGUUUCCAGAGCAAACUUUACUUCCCCUAUUGAUAUUUUGGUGAAAAAUUAAGUUUUAUUGUUUCUUCAUCGGUACCGAACGUACAAGUUUAUUCUCGAGCGUGGAAACUGAUGCUCAUUAAAAUGUGUUAUGUUUUAUUGCAAGAUAACAAUACCUUCUAGAGAAACGUAAUAACAUUUAGCGUUAUUUCUGUCGCGUUAGAAGCUUUUUAAAAGAGCAGAAAUAACCGCUAGAUAUUCUCACAGUAGGAAAUAAUAAAGCUGAAACCACUGGUCACUGGUUAUCCAAAUUAGAAGUUCUAAAUUUGUCGCCUUCUUUUGGGUUUCGUGCGUUAGUUUAUGUAUCUCUCGCCCGUGUAUUGAUUUAGCGGUUUUGGUAGUAAACUCUCAUUCGUUCAUCUUGGAGUAGUAAUAUCUUUUGGUUGUGAGUCAUUAUCUCGUCGAUUUCUGGGAACUCCAAAUGUUAUAAAUUAAAACAAUUUCAUUGGCACAUCGAUCACAAUUUGAUCGAACGAAUUCGUGUGGGCAUGAAUGUCCUAAGGAAUGCGCAAUUAGAUUGCCUUUUUUUCAUUACAUAAAGGUUUCAGCGAUGCGUUAAAAUCCUUUCUUAUGUGCUGAAGGUGAUUGAGCCAUAACACAAUGGGCUUGAUGUCUUAAGUUGCACAGCCCGUGCAAGACUUGAUUUAUCUCUGCAGGAAACAUUUAUUUAUAUCAAGAAGGUUGGAGCAUAUUAAAAGUUUCUCUCUUAAAAUCGCGUCUAAUAAUUUUGUGUAUGGUCGAACAUUUUUUUCACAAUCCUUCCGCUAAGUACCACAUCCGUUCAGUUUUAUGCGGAUCACGGAUCAUCAACAAAUUAUGUGAAAAAAUUCUGAACAAUUUUCCAUUGCUGUCAGCUUACCUUCUUAUCUGAAACUCAAUCUAACUGGAGUUUUGUGCAGUUUCUAUAAUUUAUUUAUUGCAAUUAAUAAAUUGUAGGACUAAGCAAUUUCAGAUUCUUCGCAUUUAGAAUAUUAUAAUGUUAACGAUACUACGAAAGGAAUCUAUCUCACCCCUGUAGCAUUAAAAGAAUAAUUUGGCAUUUUUAAACCACUCAAACUUAAUCCCUUUCUGAGCUAAGAUUAGAUUAUGGGGGCCAAUAUGUGAAUUCUUACCCUGCAUGGUUUAGAAAUUUGAGUGAUGUAAAAGAAUUUCAAAAGCUAGAUUUUUUUGUUAGAUAUAAUUAUAUUCAUACUAGUUAUAUGUCUGAUUAUAAAAAAAAUACAGUUUAUAUUGUAAAAAUGCAUCAUUCCUAGCCUUGUCUAAAACUUCGAAAAUUGAAGGUUUUUUGUAUAUAGGGGCCUUAGUGUUAACCCAUAUUAAUAACAUUAUUUGAACAACUUGUGUCCUACCGUAUUCAACCUUUUUUCAGUCUUAAAAUACCACAGUACUUCGCACUUGAAAAGCAGUACAAAGAGGUUUGAGAGGUCCAAGUCUUAAUCAGUGUAAUGAUAUGGUUUAGAUUACAUGGGUUAUGUUUUCUUUUAAAACUGAUACUAAUAGGUGGCUGUAAUCAAUAGGAUUUGUUUCUUAAAAAGAAACCUUAAGAGUGUGUUAUAGGAUAUGAUAUUGAAAAAUAAUGCUGCACAAACUUUUUGGGGCAGCAAAUAUACAGAAAUUGUUGUAUUAAAGCAAAUAAGCGCCAAAAAUAAUCUGAAAUAAAGAAUUCAAUUUUAAAUCAUAGUAAAUACCGUCAGUUGUGCCAAGUUAAGCCAUGAAUGAGGAGUGAAUUAUCUGCAAUUUCGGAAGGGGGUGGGGGUGGGGCAUUUGACUCUCAUUGCACGACUGGCCAAUUCCUAGAAUAAACCAUGAAGUGGUACUGUCACAAAAAACAUGAUUCAUUUCAUAUAAUUAUUCCACUAAUGUCAUAAGAGUUGGAAAUUUUUAGGAAUUUGCAUGUUAUCAUUUUUUGAAACAAUAAAUAGCAGUGAAAUAUUUUUUCAACACGAGAAGAGAAAUUUCGUAUCUCCAAGCAGCCAUGUAAUGUUCUAUCUAUUAUAUAAACACCAGUGAAAAACCAAAGCAUUUCACUUUUAAUUAAUAGUUUUUUGGUGUGAAAGGCUCGAUUUACUAUGUAUUCAUAGCAACGGUGAUAUUUUCACAUGUUAUCUUCAAAUGUGAAGAUAUCAAGUUUUCGCGAGAAAGCUCACCUGGUAUUUCAUUGGUGUUUAUAUAAUAAAAAUGGUCCAUUCCCUGUCUAGCAGUUACAUAUAUAUGGCAUUUUGAAAUCUUUGUGACAGCCCUGCAGCAUAGUGUUAAACCAAGCCGUUCAUUCAAUGAUGAAUGCAUUUUGCUUUAGGUACUUUGGCAUCUUGAUGUGUUUAGACGAAGCUUUAGAGAGAUUAAAGGCCACUACUGCAUGGGCCAGUCCUGUAUAUUUUGUGCUCUGGACUUCAUAUUCAAACAGUUUCAGUACAGCAGUAAUGAUGCUCUUCCUCCAGACGGAUUGAGGGUUGCUUUAGCAGUUGCAUUCAAGGUUAGAUUAAAUAAUGCAUUAUUUUUAACAUAAUUCCAAUCCUUUAUGGGACAUUUAUUUUACUUGUUAAUGUUACAAAUCAGGUGUCGAUUAUUUAAAAGAGAACUUUUAAAAAUUUACAAGUUUUGCUAUUGAUUUCAGACUCAAAAACAAUAGUUACACUUUUAAAUUACACUUAUGAAAGUUUUAUUCAAUCAACUCAGAAUAUAGCUGCGCAAUGCUUAAGUACAUGGACUUAAAUACCUUGUGUGCUGCCCUAUAUACAAUAUUCCUAUAGAGCCACCGUGGAUGGAUAGCUCAAUAAAUGCACAGCCGUGUGUAUGCUAGAGGUCAAAUUAAGUUCAGGUAAAAAAAUUUUUUAACCUAGGUUGAUUCUCUGUUUCCUCUAUCUCCUGGCCCUAUACAUGUUCCUGUUAUGGUUAUUACACUUGGGUCCCACCACCUGCUUAUGAGUAAAACAGCUAUAAAAAAUUUUCGCAAAAAGACAUUAAUUAGAGAUACAGUUGUAAAAUGCUGAAAUAAUUAGUGUGGGAACCUCCAAUAUUAUAGCAACUUAUUUUGUUGUUGUUUGAUUACCCCAGCACAGAUAUCUCGGAGUUGUUUAGUUGAAUAUGCUUGGUCUUACAGAGUCGAUAAAAAUUGACUUUGCUAAAUUUAAAUGCAUGUUGAGUCAAUCUUAAUUUGUGUGGGCCAAAUUCUUGGUCAUCUUUUCCUGUAAUAUAAUAUGUGCUUCUGAUUUUCCAACAGAAUCAACAUAGAUUUCAGCUGGGAGACAUGGAUGAUGCUGCGGAGUGUUUUGUAAGUUAAGAUGACCUUUAAGAUGGUCCAAAUAAAAGUCACAGAGAAUAUUUUUGCUGUAAUUUCUUAUGUUGUUCUUUUAUUGGUUGGAAUCCAUCAAACAUGAGACCCAGUGUAUCGUCCAGCAUCCAGACAUGGAAAAUAUUUCAGGUGUUCAUGGUUUUGUGAGUUUGACGUUCCUGUGAGUCUCUUUUUAGAGGUAUCACCAGACUAUAUACACUCAAAUAGUCUUAUCAUAAUAAGUAGCCUGCGCCACAGAUGGAACUAAACUUCUGCUAAAGUCCAUAUGUGAAACAGUGCUGAAAUUCUUGUUGUGGGUCUCCACCUGUGUACCAGGAUUUGAGUACACACUAUGAUUGGCCUGUUAAAUAGCCAUUGUCAAAAGCCAAUUAUUGUAAAGAGAAAUUCAAAAUGCAUUUUCAGUAAUUUGUUGAGUUUGUUGGUGGCCCAGAACAAGCAUAUUGGUGCUGCCUCACAGAUGUUACUAACUGGGGUUAGAUUACCUUUCCCUCAUUAGCACAAGAGUGCAUCUUCAUUUUUACAAAGGUCCUUUAAAAGGUCCUUUUAAAAGGUCCUUUCCUAUGCGUUUUCUUGUUAACACUUAGUUCUUACUUCUAUUUCUUAUACUUAAUCUAGGAAAACAUCCUGAGCCACAUGCAUACACUUGUUGCUAGAAAUGAACAUGAUGAUGCUUGCACUGCCAAGCACUGUAUAUCACAUCAGAAGUUCGCCAUGCAGAUUAUUGAACAGGUAUUAUGUGUGUAGGUCUUGGAAAAGUCCUAUCUGGUAGUCUGGGACAAGUAGAUUUUCUUGUUGGGCAAGUAACUUAUAAAGCUUUCUUGUCCAAUGGGUGAAAAUCCAGGCAAGUCAUCCUCAAACUGAAUGAUAAAUAUUAAAGAUGGGUAGUUGCUCAGGCAAAGAAAAACAGUGGUUUUGUUAGAAAUUGCUAUGGUGAAUCCUGUGACUUAUACUGAACAAAGAAAAAUUGCAAGUCCUGGCCAUUUCAAUAAGCAGUGGUUUUAUUGAAAUAUUUGUCUGGAAAGGUUUCAGCUACAUCUUGCCUGAAGGCCAAGCUGUAAAACCAGGGUGCAAAGAAAGUCAUUUUUACAGCUUGCCAUUCGGGCAAGCUGAAGCAGACAUAUUCUAGCCCAAACAUCAUUUCAUCUAGCCCCAAAAAUGUUUUGAUGAACAGAUUAAUUUCACAGUUCUUCUGCAAUUUGAAUUCCUCAAAAAACUUCUCUUGCCCAUCGGGCAAGUUAAUAACAGAAUUUACUAGCCCGAUAGCAAAAUCCAAUAGCCCCGGACUAUCGGACACUAAUUUCUUUGGACGCUGAAAACUGAUUUCUAAGCACCUUGAAGCUGAAAAAAUACUUGGAUUGUUUUGUGACUUGUUGGUACCUUGAAUACUUUCCCGGGGCCAAUUAUGCAAGUUAAAUACAAUGAUCAACAAAUCUUAGUUAAAUACAGUGAUCAAUAUUUAUUUUUUAUUUGUAGUUAACCUAGAACUUAUGCUAACUAGGGUAAACCCUUUUAUUCAACCUGAGUGAAGGAUGGCUUAAAAUGUUGUUUUAACUGUUGUGUCAAAAUCUUAUGGUGUGACCAUUCAAAUGAACCCCCUUUAACUUAAUGAACCAUAAGUACAAAUUAAUGUACUUUGAGUGAGUUAACAACUGGCCUUAUUUUGAUAUUAUUUAUAACAGACAAUAUGCCAGUGUGGAGAACAGUCCGAGCCACUUCCCUUUUUCCAGCUUGUACACUAUGUAUCUGCUUCUGCACUGUGGUAUGUACAGUCUGCCCAAUAGUUGUCACUAGUAAGUUGUUUAAACCAAGACUUGACAGAGUCGCAAAUAUUUUUUUUGUUUCCUGAGAGGAUAUAAUUAUGACCGGCUAAGUCACCAUUUUGGUUAGAGUCAAUCUAAUGUAUAGACAGAUUACUGCCUCAUAUUCCCUGCAAUAAAAGUAUUUAGUUGUUAUGAUGAUUCCCAUGUGCUCUAAUGUAGAUUUUGUUCAUCUGGGUAUUGAUUAUCACCCAUAAUUAGAGAAACUUGACAAAUUAAUUCACAUGCUUUCAGCGUUACUUUGUGGUACAAUUUGCAUGAAUUGUAGUACGGUAGUGCUCAAUCUCCAUCCUUGAUUAAAAAGUACCUAAUUGGCCUCUUUGGGUUGCCACUGUGGAAUGCCUUAAUUCUCCCUUGCCCUUGGCCAAAGUUGUUUUAGCAAAAACAUUUUAAAAUCUGAAAGAAGAGUGAGAUUUAUCUAAAAUUGAAGAGAAUCUGUGGCAUGUUUUUUUAACACAUUUUCUAUUUCUUUUAUUUCAUCUUUGUAUAAGUUAGGGGUGAUACACCGUUUAAAUAGCAUAGGUGGACACGUAAUAUAACCUGUACCUACCUAGCUUGUUACUAAGUGCUGAUAUGUUAAUGAAUUAUUAUGUACACUGCACUUAUAAUUAUUUUCAUUACAGCACAAAAGCCAGGAGUCUAAAAGGAUGGGACAAUACCCGGCCAAUUGAGAAUCAGUUUGGAGUUCUGUUAAGAAGAGCAGGCCAAGACACCAGAGAAUGUCAAGUAAGUUGAAUCAGCUUAUUUUAUUUACACAUAGUUAACUCUCUGAAAACUUUUAUGGUAUGCAACUAUUAUUUCAUUUUCACUAAUAAAUGAUCUGUUUGACCAGCCACUUCUGUCUUUUGGAAAGUGCCCUUUAAGUUUAAUGGUUGUGGGAUUUUAAAAUUCCCCAAGCAACGUUUGAUAAACUUCUUUAUUUUCCUUGCAAAUUUCCCUCUGUUUGGUUGUGGUUAGGAGAAUUUGCACAAGGCCUUCUUCCAGGUGGUGAUGUUUCUUGCUUUUGUUACUAACAACUCUUACAUUUUAGAGUCCAGACUGCAGGGACAGAGUCCAAGUUCAGCGUUUGUUAUUGAACUGUCCAGAUAUUGGUGAGUGAACACUUAUUUAUAAUCCAUGAAGUUAAUAUUAAUCUAUUUUAAAUUACUAGGCAAAUUGGGAAACAAAGUGCUGUAUGGAUAGUCCACCUACUAUACUCUUGAAGUCAUAGCUACCUUGUAUGUCUUUAUGGAAACUCAGAAAGUAGAAUUACAACAAUUUACAUAAAAUUUUGCCAAUGUUAGAAUCAGUCAGUAACAUUGUGGCAUUAUAAAAAGUUGAAUAACAGUUUUAGUGACAAAAAAAGGUAGAAAAGGAAAAGGCAUCCACUGUUGCAUCAAAUAAUCGCUGUCACCUAUAACAACAAGUUUGUGAUUGUGCCAAUAAUAAUUAACAAAAGUAUGUAUACACAUUCUCUGUUGUUUUUGUAGUGAGUGUAGGCCUUAUUUGGGAUUCAGAAUCACCAGAUGCUGAACAUAUUGCAGAUGUUUUACAAUGCAUUGGAACAACUCUCAAGCUUUCUGAUGUAAGACUUUAGACAUUUUAAAAACGUUUUGCCCUUAUACUGUAAGUUGCCAGGGCUGUCACUAAGAUAGCAUGCAAGCAACCUCUCCAAUAAGAAAGCCCUUGUACUCACUUCUUCUUUUGUCUGCAACUUUCACGUGACUUUUCCCAAUGAUGGAGUGCUUGCUGUUAUACAUAAUAUUAGUAUUGGUGUUGGGGGGGGGGGGGGGGUUAAAAAGGGAAAAAAUUAUAUGAUUUUUUUUUUCCUUUUUUUCCCCAAAAAUCCCCUUCCCCCCCCUUUUGGGGACCCAAAGGUUGCACGAAAAAUUUUUUUUGUUUGGGGUUUAAAAUUUUGAAAAAAGGUUAUUAAAUGGGAUUCGAGGCCCCUGUCCCAAACAAAACUGCUGUGGAUCUUCUUUUCCUUUGCCCUGAACUUUGGCCUGGCUUUUGCCCAGUAGGGGGGGUGUUCUGUUGUAUCGAAUAUGUGCAAUUGGGGUUGGGGGGGGGGGGAUUGAACAGGUAGAAAGUUCAUUGAUUCUAUUUUCCCUUUGUUUCCCAUGAAAUCCCUGCUCCCAGCUCUUAGUGGAACCAUAGGUUGCACAGAAAAUAUUGCUUAGUUUGGGUUAUAAGUCUUCAAAAAAGUGCUCCCUCUUGAAUACAUUAUAGGAAAAAGGGGUAAGUUUAGUUAAGACGAUCUAUAAGUGCUCCAGGAGUCCGCUGCCCCCAUUCUUUUUUCCUGCCCGUUAUUUUGCUUUUUUUUUGUAGUAAUAUGUCUUGGCAAAAACAGUUCUUGUGGUUGGUUCCUCCUAAAACGUGAGGAAAUUUAUAUAGGAUUUAAUGGGGCCAAAACCAAUUGUAUCCAUUUUAGGAUGGCAUUCUACUGACGAUCGGUUAUAACAGUUAAAUAUUGCAGUAGCAUUAGUUGUUGACAGACUGUCCCUGAUCAAUUAUUUUUAAAGGCAAAUGAUCAUCUGUUUGGUAAAGAUGUGGGAAAAUCAAACAAUAAAUUUAGCCUUCUUUUGGAUUUUAGUCAAAAUUACUGUAAUUGCAAAGUGAAAGCUUGUAUGAAAUUAUUUUCAUUACCAUGCAACUAUUCUCAUGGCUAAUUCACCUGUUUUAAUAGAGGAUAUAACCUGAGUUUGUUUUUUGUUACAGUUGUAUCAUCAAGUCUAUGAUGAGAGGGCUAAGGACGCUUCAUUACAGCUAGUUGGCAUAGUAACGUACUAUGGCAAACACUAUUCAACAUUCUUCUUUCAUAGCAAACUUCGAACGUGGAUUUAUUUUGAUGAUGCCAGAGUCAAAGAGGUAAGGCUGUAAAGAAUUCUAAUCACAACUGAUAUGAUUACAGAAAGUCAGAUGAAGUGAAGUUCUGUUACAAGUAAACCACUAUGUAUAAAAAAAGAAAAUACUUAAAAGAAACACCGUGACAUUUUUAACAUUUGUUUAAUAAAAGAAAAAAUGGUCCAUCACUUUUUCGCCAGGACAAAAUAAAACGUAUUCAAGUGCAACUGUCUUCUUACAGUGCAUGCAAUGAUGUGAUGGUCAGUGUUACUUUUACAUGUUGUAUACUCUCCAGUUGCGUAAAAAACAGUUUAAUACACUGUACUUAUCAUGAAAGUACUAACUGAGCACACUACUUUUACGUCCCCUAAUGGAGACGGAACCGUCAUUGUACGUAGCCAUCCUAGCUACGCGAAAAGCUGACCAACGGCAGUCAUGUGUUUACUUGAUGAAGCGCUUACUAAUUUUUUCCCGCCUCAAAUGCGGGAAUUACGGUCAAGACGCCAGAAAGUCAUUUCGCCCGAAGUCAUGUCGCCCAAAGCCAGGGUCAUGUCGCCCUAAAUUUAUAGUCAUGUCGCCCGAAAUUGCGGGCGACAUGACUUAGGAUUUCGGGCGACAUGACUAUGUAUUUCGGACAACAUGACGCUGGUUCAUGGCGAUAUGACUUCGGGCGAGAUGACUUUCGGGCGACUUGACCGGUUACCAAAUGCGGCGCUGAAGGGGUAAAUAUGACUGAUACUAUCGUUUUGUUUACAACCUGCAGAUUGGUCCAAACUGGUCAGUGAUGAUGGAAAAAUGUCGUUUGUGUCACUAUCAACCUCUGCUAUUACUAUACGCCAAUCCUGCAGGCACUCCAAUAAGUGCUGAGUCAGCACCUAAAGAGACAAUCCUCAUCAAUGGAAUAACACGUAAGAAAGAUGCACAUCAUUCUAGUAAGCGUGCUUUGAGUGACAGAGAGGCAGGUGAUGGUGUUAGCGAUGGUGAAAAGAGCCCUGUUGGAUCAAAAAAGGGAAGGUUACGAUUCAAGGGGAAAGAUGAGAAGCGGUCGUUGAAAUCCAAGAAAAGCCUUUCCGCUAGUGAUCUAACUGAACCAAGCAAGCAUCUCUUUCGCACACCCAGUAAUGCGUCGGAUUCUGGUGCUACCAGUCAGAGGAAGGAAAAACAUCGGCCAAGCUUCAGGCGGAUUGGAAAUGCUAUAAUGAAUGUAGUUAAUCCUGCUCUGGCGGUGUCGCAUUUGAAGCAGGGGAAAAAAAAGAACAGUCAUAAAGCAAGUCGAAGAUCAUCAACUGGAUCAGGCAGUGAAUCCAGUGGGGAACAUGAUCUUAUAGAUCUGAGGUAAGGUUAUCUGUCUCAUGGCAGUUUAGUUUGGUGCUCUUCCUUAAUUUUUUUAUCAAUUACUUGCUAUGAAACCUGCUACACGUAUGUGCGUAAGUUUGAAAUAUACGCACAUGCAUCGAUGUUCGCACGUGCAUGGCACGUGCUAUGUUCACACUGUAGCGGACGAAUUUUCGACCGAAAAUUUGACCGAACAUGUUGGUCACACGGAACCUUCCAAUAUUUUCGCCAAUUUUACACUGAACUAAAAAACCAGGUUGAAUAUUUUCAAGUAGCAGCGUUCUACUUAUGCAAUCUGGCAUACUGACUGUAUAUUUCAACUGUAAGUGCUUUUCUAUAUAUACGCGCGCGCUAGAUACUAGGAUGCCUCCUACGCAGACGUUCUCAGGGAUUCGUCACGCGUUCCUUUCCCACGAACGGAGGAUUGCCUGACGAGCCGAAAGAACGUCUGCAUGGGAGGCUAUAAUAUUACUGUACCUUGCGUUCAAGGUUAAGUGGCGGAAUUUGUUAAUUAGUGAGUGGCUAUUGUAAUUUGCGAGCAAGCGCUGCAUUUCGAGUAGCGUUACAUAUUGGCAGCGGUUAAUUCGUUAAUCUCCGCAAUAAGCAGCGAAAAAUACGAGAAAUAGACGGCCAAAGUGUCACUUACAGUGCAACAUCAGACAAGCCUACACUAUUAUUUCACCUGUUUCCUCCUAGCUCCAAGAACGAAGCUGCUAAAAUGGAGAUCUUAAAACUCUAUGAACAGUCUAAAGCGCUGAAUGCGGCCCAAGUAGGAGCAGUGAAUCAUGAUAGUGGAAUAAGCUCUGCUCCGUCAUCAGCUGGUGAAUCUGUUAGUUCUACUGACACCAAUCAUGGAGGAAGUGAUGAGGAUCUUAUUGACUUCAAUCAAUCAUGGCGGCAUUCUAGAUAUGAUAACUGGCCCCCUGGUAAGACUUCUUAUACCCCACUCUUUUGAACACUCUGAAUGCUUAUUUCCAGGGGAGUAAUGGUAGACCAGGGAUGGCACAGUGUUAAGAUUACCCGCCUCCCACCAAUGUGGCCCGGGUUUAAAACCUGACAUCCACGCCAUAUAUAAUAGCGGAGCUCUCGCGCUGCGCGCGCCAGCGGAGCUUCAUCGGUAAGAAAAUUUGGUAAUCACGUGACCGUACACUGCCCGCCCGCCCUAGAGACCGUCCGUCCGCCUCACAGGUAUACCAAUGUAAAAUAACUCAAUCAACAGGUAUGGUAACCCAAAUGCAACUCGAGGUUAUUUUGGCGGGAAAUCACAUAGCCACCGGCGUCUUGUAAAGCAGAGACAACAAAAGAGUCAGUAAAGACGAAAACGGAAAGCGGAAUUAGUUUCUGUAUACGUGUUGUCUAAAGUAUUAAGCUUAGAUAAAUUGUCAUGUCCACAAAUUUGGAAUAUAGAGCAAAAGAAAGACAGAGAAAAAGAGAAAAUGGGCGGCAGGCCAGCGAAGCUCAACAAGAAAAAGGGCGACAGGGAUUUAAAGCGAGAGAUUAAAAACAAAGGAGACAUUUUUUUGUUGGAAGAACAACGUAAAAAUUUUGUAGCGGCGGUCAAAUGAGAAAUGCUAGCGGCACAAAUGCAAGGUGAAAAUGAGUGGCAGUGGAAAAAAGUGAACGGGAACACGUAUGACAUUUCCUCCAUAAAACGUGUAACUAAGAAGUUUCUGGAAGUUUCACGUUGUAGUCGUGCAAAACAACGGCAAAGAAAUGUACAAAAAUGUGUGCUGCACGUGCAAAGUUGCUUUCUCUAAUUAGACCUAUUGUUGUUUUUCACUGUUUUCCGGCGUUGCAUGCCUUCGCCGCUUAGCAUUACACGAUUUUAUAUUUUGUUUGAACAAACUAUAAAUAUUAUCGAGAGCUUCGCUUUCAGCCUUGGCUAAAUCUAUAUAUUAUGUGGUUUGAGUUUGUUGUUGGUUUGCAGCAGCUCGUUCUCCCUCCACGUCAAAUUUAUAGUUUAAUGUUUAGAGGGUCCGCAAUAGGGUUCUUCAAUCCCGUAAUCCCGACUCAAAAUUCCUUGCAAUCCCGUAAUCCCGAGGGUUAUAUUUGGCACCUACCUCCCGCGAUCCCCCCCCCCCCCCCCCCCCCCCCCCUUGCAGUGGUGUACACAGUUUUGCCUUUCGGUCCCCCCCGAGCUCAAAAAAUGGAAAACCGGGUUUGCCAAAAAUCCUUUUGGGGACCCUCUGUAAAGCACCAAAUUUUCCCCCCGGGGGGUUUUUUUUUUAUUGGUAACCCCCCCCCCCCCCUCCCCGCCCCCUCUGGCUUUGACCGUUCACCCAGUCGAGUUUCUUUACUCCGAUAACGUUCGGAUUUUUUGUAAUUACUCUUGCAGUUCAUCCGAAUGAUCGCAUUGAAAUACUCCUUCAACAAGCCGAGAACUAUCUUGCAAAAUCAGAGAUGUGUGAAACCAGCAAGGACUUUGUCCGUGCUUUAAGUUACUGCACCGAAGCAGCCAGUGAGUGGUUACUGUUGAUAACUUCGCCGCUUUAGAAACCAAUAGGAAACUGGGACGAGUUAACUUUGGCAAAGACUUUUGAGACUGUUACUAGAGACAAGGAAAAAAAUUGGCCAAUCGCUGAUCGGCGCGACUCCAGUGACAAUCCCAGAGACAAUUGCGGGACGCAUCAUGUCGGCCCCAGUUCUCUUCUCGUUUCUAAAGUGGCAAAUUAUCGGGCUUCAUUUGUGUGUAUUUCUCUAUUGUUUAAAAAAUUUCGGGCGUUGUCUUACUGGAUGUAGUAGCAGAGUACAGACCAAUAAUGUUCUCGGUCAAUAAACUUAAAUUUUUUUCAAAGUUCAGCUUCUGACAUGACAGUUGGCCUGUAAGAAAGCUCUCCAUUUUGGGUGGCGAACGAAAGUAGCCGCGACAGAAAGUACUUCCAAGCGGCUUUGCUACGCCUGCCACUCGUGCGUGACUUCUCACGAUAUCCCCAAGAGGGAGCUUUCUCGCAGGCUACGUGACAAUCAUUAAGGACCUUAAGCAACAAGAAUGUAGACUUCCCGGACGUCAAAAAAUGGCAAGCGGAAAAUUUUCUAUCGUUCAGUGCUCUGACGCGACAAAUUCGUAAGGUGGGUGUUGAAAAACAAAGGCAUUCCGAUUUGUUGUGUGAGACAAAAGCGGUCCAUCAAGCAGACAUCGAACUUCCGCUUGCUAUUCAUAAGGUCCGGGACGUCAGAGUUCUGGUUGCUUAAGCUCGCUAUUACAUCGGUAGACCGUAGUUGAUUAAACUUGCUAAAAUAACCAUUCAAACUUGUGAUCAGUAAUCUCUUUGAAUUUAUUCCAGGUCUAUAUAGGCGUGUUGCUGAAGAAACAGGUGUAGACAUGAACACGAAGCACUUCGCUUCCAUGAAAAGGGAUGCGUGCAUGGCCAGAGCCAGGAACUUACGACUCUUUGUCCAUUCACCCCAUGACAACAGAAAUACUUCUGUUAGGUACGCACCUCAUGAGCAUUUUAAUCUGAUGGUAGUUUUUUUUUUAAGUUUUAGGCACGAGCCCAUAACCAACCUCCAUUUCGCGGCCACUUGCUGGUCUGAGAGUGGCCUGAGAGUGGCCACUCCCGGGUGGCGGGGUACUCCUGGGAAUUCUUGAUGGGGGUGUGCCGCCCGGUUCUCCAAAUCCUGACCCUAUUUCAGACCAAAAAAUGUCAUUUUCUACAGCCGAUUUCAGACGAGACCUCUAAAAUCCGUACCCGUUUUCAGAUCUGGCCUUUAGGCAGAAUUAUGUUACACUCGAGGUUCAAUCAAUAUAGGACAGGCACAGAGCCCAACAUGUUCAAAAGCACAUCGUGGUUUUCGUUUUGAAACCGAUUGCCAAAAUCUAAUGUAAUACAUGUAUUUGAAUACUACUGGUUUCUUUUACAGUCUUUCGAAGCAAAGAGAGGAACAAGUUCUUCAUCAACAACGACAAAGAGAUCAUAUGAUUAUGAGGCAACAGCAGCAAUUUCAGCAGCAGGUCCCCCCGCCACAAUACGUAUGUACAACAACAACAACAGUCACUUAAUUUAUAUACGGAAAGAAAGAAAUCACCAGGGAGGCACUAGAAAAAUUAUCAAGAAUUAACUAGCUAAAGGGGAAAUAGCGCAGGGAGAACGCCUUAACCUUCGCCCCACGCUUACUUGAGCGACUCAUUUUUUACUUCAUCUUAGCUAGUUCCUCGGCUAUAGGGUUCAGUUUGUGGGUUAAAAAAUAAUAAAGAACGCUCGCGUUUACUUUUCUGUAUCCCUUUCUAUUGUUGUUUACAGUUUUCUUCAGUUACAAUGAAAUAUACGAAGCUAUUUUAUUCCAUUUCACGGGCAGUUGUUGAAUUACUGCGAAGCAACUCGGGACGCGAGGAUGACGCAGACACCUAUAAAAAGCGGGAAAAUUUGCGCGAAAUUCAAGUAUCGCUGUGGCUUUUGAUUAUACGAAUCAUUUUUCUCACACGUGAAAAAACAUCGUUGUCGAUUCUGAUUGGCUAGAACUCAUCAUCUGCUUAUGAAAAUGUACGCUUUUUAGUAUGAAUAUAAUAAAUUUACUUUAUUCAUUUUCUAUUGACAGACAUCACUGCAGCGAAGAGAUCGGUUUGUGAAUGAGAAACCAGCCCCUCAAGUUGGAUUGCAGAGAGUUAUUGAGGUGCCCGUCUGUAGUUCUAGACAGAAUGGAGGGCAAGACCGAAACUACGGGGAUGAACAGUACGUGGCCUCCACUCUUCCUCUGAAAGUUAAAGCCAAGCCCAUUGUGUAUUCAAGUGGUCAUUACGUAAGUAAAGCUCAACAGGACAAACUCGGCCCCAGUAGGGUAGCAUCAGUGGUUUGCUCACAACAGAUUAAACCGGAUUCACUGUGUUAUAACCCAGUGCAUUAUGACCGUGAAAGCGAGAUCGCUGCGAGGAUACAGAACAUUAAUCUCAAUUCUUCUAGACCGAAAACGAACGAAGAAUAUACGACGGUUAUCUCUGUUGGCGACAACAGGCCGAAGAUUUCCGAAAAUCGCCACUCGCGUCCUUCUCCGGUGGAACAGAGGCGGGUGUUGAGUUCGGUGUAUAUUUCGCCUUCAAAUUCAUCAAACUUUAGAACUGUACCCACUGCUUCGUAUAACCCUACAGUCUAUAGAAGCAACGGCACUCGAAGUCCUCCAACUAUCACUGCUGUCCGUCCCAGACCCAAAGUAUUUUACGCGGGAAAUUCAGCGGUUGGCACGAACUCGUCAACUCGAGAUCGGUCCCCGUCCCCUGCGCGGUCAGUGGAUGAGUUAGAUUAUAUUCACUCAAACCGCGGUGCUUAUGGUCCGCGGCCUCAUGACUAUGUACCUGCUCCUCCCUAUAAUUCACUUCAUCAGCGAGAACAGCUCAAGAGUUAUUCAACUUCGUCGUUAUCCAAGCCUCGUUGGCAUCACAACUCGCCGGACGAUUCUGUUGCAAACAGUAGUCGCGAUUUCCGACCAGUGUCGGCGCGUGUUAUCACGGAUCGGCCAGUUUGUGAAAAAUGCCGAUGUAUACCAAUUGAUAGGCGACAAAGAUUAUGUGCUGGCUGUGAACAAGAAUUGCGCCAGAUGCACUCAAAUACUGGGAGAUUUUACUGAGGCCAAAACUGAAAGGGAAAAUUUUCACACUGGACACGAAGUUGUUAAGCUUUUAGUCGAAAAAAAAGUUAUAUUUAUUUUGGUAGGAACCUUCAACCCCUGUGACGGUAGAUUUGUGAAGUUACUUUUCCCUUGUGCUUCGAAGAAAGGUAUAAUAACAAGGCCUUAAGCUUUUUGCCAUGUUCACUCAAACAGCGGUACUAGUAAUACAUACAUGAGAAUAAAGGCGUAAAUGAAGUAUAAGCUAUCAUUUAAAGCCGCGAGACACGGUAAAUAACGAUAUUUAGUUUGCAGAAAUUAAGGGCGACGGAAGUGGAUUCUGUAUCUGCUUCUUUCUGCCGACUCUUGUCGUCUACACGAAAAUCAACGCAGCGUUCAAAGCAGUUUGAGUGAACAUGACAUUUGCUUCCCACGCAGACGUUCUUAGGGGUUGGUCACGCGUUCCUUGAACCCAUAAAGAACGUCUGCAUUGGAGGCUAACAUGGCAUAUGAACGGCCGUGAAGGGUCUGAUGAUAAAGCCUUUAAACUAUGUUUCACAGUAGCGAGAUUAUUUGACACUCUGGGUCAGGUAAUAGAUAUAUUCUGAAGUGGUGGUGGAUGAUAGUGGAUAUCUCCUAUGGCACGGAGAAUAUCCACUUUGUAACAAAGACAUUUUGUCACUAAGAUGACGUACGGGGUUAAAAGUUAGAGGUGUGUAUAUGGAGCUUUGUCAGAUGUUUGACUGGGUGGUUAUUUUUCUACGGCAGUUGGAAUCUCCCAGUUUAUUCAAACCCUUAAGAACGUUAUGUGCCAAAUAGAUACUAAUAAUUAGAGAAACUUAGAACUCUUGGGAAUCGAGUAUAAUAGGAGAAAGUAGAAAAAAUUUAUAUGUAGUAGCAACCUCGUUUCCAGGGUUCAGUUCUCUUCUACUCGUCCCUACGGAGGGGAGAGAGAGCCUGGGAGCAAGGUUGAUGUUGUAGUUAAUUUUUUAUCUCGGGUAAUUUUUAUUUUUCUUUUGUUUUAACUUCAUUAGCAUACACUACCAUACCCAAAAACAAAAGGAAAACAAAAUUUACCUGGGAUAAAAAUUAACUACAGCAUAUACACGUGGUAUUUGAAAAGCAGACUGAUAAAGAUCAUAAACCGUGAAUGACAAGACACAAUGCUAACUUAAUGGGACAUUGCAGGAAUAACACUCGAUUUACGCGCGCUGAAAGUGGUUUCUUCGCUCUAGUGCUGUGUACUUACAACCUCAAAAAUGAAGCUAAAGCUUGUGUGGGGCGGUUCCCUGGGGUAGUCAAACCCUGAGCCUGUUUAAGACGAAAUCUUGUCAUUUUUACAUCCUGUUUGUUAAGACCAUUGUUUUCAAAUAUUUGUGUUUCGGCCGGAUUGACCCGCGAGUCAUUUAAAAUUUUAAUUUUGCGAAGAGUCCUUUACAGAAGUAUACUCGGGUGCAAGCACCUUGUCACUUGGUCUAGCUGUAUCCAGUUAGUUAACUCCACUUAUUAUAUAAGGACCAGUGAAAUACCAGGUGAGCUUUCGCGUGAAAACUUGAUAUCUUCACAUGUUAAACAUCACCGUUGCUAUGGCUACAUUAUAAAUCGCGUCUUUCACACCAAAAAACUAUUAAAGUGAAAUGGUUUGGUAGUUCAUUGGUGUUUAUAUAAUAAAUAGAACAUACAUGACCGCUUGGAGAUACGAAAUUUCUCAUCUCGUGUUGAAAA